Molecule: messenger RNA, 10166 nt
Organism: Hirundo rustica (Barn swallow)
Lineage: Eukaryota; Metazoa; Chordata; Aves; Passeriformes; Hirundinidae
Product: gamma-aminobutyric acid receptor subunit alpha-3-like
Exons: 10
Coding region: 305-1720 (471 amino acids)
Biological process (GO): nervous system process; chloride transport; gamma-aminobutyric acid signaling pathway
Cellular component (GO): synapse; GABA-A receptor complex; postsynapse
Molecular function (GO): GABA-A receptor activity; inhibitory extracellular ligand-gated monoatomic ion channel activity; transmitter-gated monoatomic ion channel activity involved in regulation of postsynaptic membrane potential
Source: RefSeq, a predicted model, not a curated record
GCUCUGGCCAGCCCUUCCUCUGGGAUCCCUGCAUUUCCUACCCCUCGCUGCAUUUUAACCUCUCUCGCUCCUCUCCCCUUCCCCGCGUUCCAUCCCCUCCGCCCACCGUUUUGCCGCGAUAUAAACCUCGGCAAUCCCAAGUUGCGGGCCGAACUUCCCUGCCCCGGAGGGAGAACCGGGGUUCGGGCGGGCCCGGCGGCUCGGGGUGCUGCCCAACCUCCUCGCAGAGCAUCAGCGCCUCCAGGAGCUCCCCCCCUUCAACAGGUUUUGGAGGCUCGUUUUGCAGUGGCUGCACGCUGACACCAUGGCACUCCCGGGAAUGGGGCCCUUCUCCCUCCUCAGCCUUGGAGUCCUGGUCCUGGCUCUGGCUCUCCCUGCUGAUGCUGGGCUCUCUCAGAAGCACGUCUCGGACGUCGUGGAUGACAGCAAAGACAACAUCACCAUUUUCACGCGCAUCCUGGACAGGCUCCUGGACGGAUACGACAACCGCCUGCGGCCCGGGCUGGGAGACAGUGUAACUGAAGUCAAGACAGACAUUUACGUGACGAGUUUCGGCCCUGUCUCGGACACAGACAUGGAAUACACCAUCGAUGUCUUUUUCCGGCAGUCCUGGAGAGACGAAAGGCUGAAGUUUGACGGCCCCAUGAAAAUCCUUCCCCUGAACAACCUGCUGGCCAGUAAGAUCUGGACUCCUGACACUUUCUUCCACAACGGGAAGAAAUCUGUUGCCCACAACAUGACGACCCCCAACAAGCUGCUGCGCCUGGUGGACAACGGCACCCUCCUGUACACCAUGAGGCUGACCAUCCACGCCGAGUGCCCCAUGCACCUGGAGGACUUCCCAAUGGACGUGCACGCCUGCCCCCUGAAAUUUGGGAGCUAUGCCUACACAAAGACGGAGGUGAUCUACACCUGGACCCUGGGGAAGGAUAAAUCUGUGGAAGUGGCCAAGGGUGGAUCCCGCCUGAACCAGUAUGACCUGCUGGGCCAUGUGGUUGGGACGGAGAUGGUUCGAUCCAGCACAGGGGAAUACGUCGUCAUGACCACGCACUUCCACCUCAAGAGGAAGAUCGGGUACUUUGUGAUCCAGACCUACCUGCCCUGCAUCAUGACUGUCAUCCUGUCCCAGGUCUCCUUCUGGCUCAACAGGGAGUCCGUCCCUGCCCGCACGGUUUUUGGUGUCACCACGGUGCUCACCAUGACCACACUAAGCAUCAGCGCCAGAAACUCGUUACCCAAAGUGGCGUACGCGACGGCCAUGGACUGGUUCAUAGCCGUCUGUUAUGCCUUUGUGUUUUCUGCGCUGAUCGAGUUCGCCACCGUCAACUACUUCACCAAGCGCAGCUGGGCCUGGGACGGCAAGAAGGUGCUGGAGGCCCAGGAGAUGAAGAAAAAGGAGCCGGUGGCGCUGGCCAAGAAAACCAACAACACCUACAACAUCGUCGGCACCACCUACGCCCUGAACAUGGCCAAGGAGCCCGGCCUGCCCACCAUCUCCAAGAGCGCUGCCGUCACUGCCACCGCCGCCAGCGUGCCCCCCAAGAUGCCCCGCCUGGAGGAGAAGCUCCCCGAGAGCAAGAAGACCUACAACAGCGUCAGCAAGGUAGACAAGAUGUCCCGCAUCGUCUUCCCAGUCCUCUUUGCCAUUUUCAACUUGGUCUACUGGGCCACCUAUGUGAACCGGGAGUCAGCUAUCAAGGGAAUGAUCCCCAAACAAUAGAACCGGUCACACAAACCUUCCAUCAGUGAGCAUCAUCCCAGCAGGAAUUCUCCAGGGCUUUCUUCUUUUCUUGUUUGGUUCAAUUAUUAUUGUUCAUUUGGUAUUAUUAUUAUUAUUAUUAUUAUUAUUAUUAUUAUUAUUAUGUCACUCUUUUAUAAUGUAAACGAAACUGUGAUUUUAAUUUCAUCCCAUAUAUACUUUGGUUUCCUUUACUUUGGUGAUGAAAGCUAAAAAAAAAAAAAAAAAAAAAAAAUUAAGGGAUCAUAACAAGUUGUGCCUCUAACAUCUUACGUCUGCUGUCACCCAUCUGACCAAGUCACCCUGUGCUGCCAUCUCUCCUCUGCCACCUCCUGUGGUCUCCAUGCCUCUGCCAUUUCAUGCUGUCCCCAGGGGCUCCUCCUCCUCUGUGAUGGGCUGCCCUAGCAUAGGGGAUGCUCCUGGACACCCGGGCUGCGGGAUGUGUCCAUCACUCAGCCGGGCUCCUCUUCAGUGCCUGGCACUUUGACCUGAGCUGGUCACCUGCAGGGAUGAGGGAGCAGCCUGGCAUGGGCCAGCUUGUGGCCCAGUGCCUGCUGGAGCAAAACAACCACUGCUGUGGUCCCCAGAGCCAUGGCAGGGGUGGCAGCAUCUUGUAGCUAUCACAGAUCUUCCUCUCUGUCUUCACCAAACCCAGCUGGGUUUGUCUCUCUGGACAAGAAAGGUGGGAAAGGUCCUGUCUGGCUGGAAUCCUGCGCUCUUGGGGCAGUUCAUGUUAGCAGGAAGUGUGGCUCCGGCCAGAGAAAUCGUUUUUCUUAGUCAGGAAGUCCAGACAGAAGCUUUACAGAGCCUUGGAGGAGAUGGCAGCAGUGAGGGCUGCUCUCAGCCUGAGGACUGGACAGCACAGAGUUCCUGUUCAGAUGGGUGAUCUAGCACUUUCCCUUAUGGCCCCAUCCACUUAUCCUUCUUAGCAGAUCCUCUUUGUCCCAGACCCUUCUUCCAGCUUCCCCUUCAUCCUCCCCUGGCUGCUCAGCAGCCCUCAUUGGUGUCUCAGUGCUCACAGGUGGAUUUAGGCAGGGAAGCUCCCUCCCUCCUGGGGAAGGCUCAUGGUUCAUCCCUGCUGCAGUGCGGGAUGUUCCCUGUGGGACCUGCCAUGGGGAUGAGGCAGGGGACAGGGGAUCCCCCAGCCUCUGCCUGCCCCUGGUGAGCUGGUGCAUCCUCAGCACCUUGGGAAAGCAGCAGAAGGGGCUCUGGAAGAGCAGGGUGACACUGCUGUCCCACAGAGCCACGUGAGCCCGGUGCCAUCCCACAAAGCACCUGAGGCAAGACCCGGUCCAACACUGCACACUCUUCCAAGGAAAGCCCUCCGGGUUUUUCUCCCUUCCUGAGCACCACAGUGGAGCCAAACCCAUGUUCGUCCCUUUCCCAGCAGCAGCACAAAGCGGUGACAUCCGAGCCAUCCAUCCAUGGGCACGCUGCCCUCCCACACGGGGGGACAUCCUGCGCCUGAUGAUUCCUUGGGGCAGCACAGUCCUGCUGCCACAGAGGGGUGCACCCUCUUUUCCUUCGGCCUCCCUCUGACCCCCUGGCUGCCCCCCAGAGCUGUCCCCAGCGCGUUUUGGUCUCCUGCAGCCAAGCCGAGGCCCCAGCGCCCUGGGGGUGAUGCCUUCAGCAUUGGUUUGAGCUGUGCCAGGCUUAGCUUGCCCCUGCCCGUGCAGGAGCAGGGCUGAGCACAAGGCACAGGAUUUGCCCCACCUGGAAUAUCCAUGGCAGCGUCAGGAAGGAGUGAGGAAGCCCAGGGCAGUGUGUCCUGCAGCGUGGGUGGCACUGGAGCACGUCCUGCCUGUCCCUCACCGAUCUCACUGGCUCAACAGCAGAGCAGUCACUCCCCUUGCCCACAGCUGAGAUUUUUGGAGAGGAGUUUGGAGAUGUUUAGCCCAGUCCCAGGGCGCUGAGUCCACAAGUACAUCCACAUGGCUGGCAACAUCGGGAAGGAGGAACCAGACCCCCCCCCCCCCAAGCUGCUGCUGAGGAAACCAGCUCUUUCCUCAUCCUCUCUCACAGCAUCUGCCCCCCAAACCAUGUAAUUUCUACAGUGCCUUUCAUCCCCAAGUGGGUGGGAAGACCCAGGAGCUCUCCCUCUCUGCUGCAGCAUCGGGGUGGGGGAGCAGAGGGGAGGGUGCCCCAUCUCCAGCAGGGCAGGGAGGACAUCCUGGCUUCUUUGGCACCUGGUUCUGCCUGUUGGGGCUCCUGCUGCUGCUGCAGCCACCCCACUAUGACACCCCAGCUGCUCCAUCCCUGCCUCGAUGUGUCCCCAAGCCCCUGGCCCCCGAGGCAGCCCCACAUUGCCUCCAGCAGUGAGUUCCCCUCCUGCCACCCCUCUGCUCCCUGGGCUCUCCAGUGGGAAGGGCUACAGCUGUCUGUUUUGGAAACAUUUUCCUAAAUGAGCUAGAUGAAGAGUGUCUCAUAAAACAUUCAUGUCACCAUAACACUCAGGCCUAAGUGAAUGGAAUAGAAACCCCACAACAAGCAAAACCGACACAAUAAAAUGGUCACAAAGAGUAUGUUGUGUUUACUAAUGGAAUUACAGCAAGUUUAAAUACUGCACCCAGCGACUUAGCUGACUUAGCUGGCCCUGCUGGUCUCCUCUGCUAGCCAGGGAAUUCCCCAAAAUCCCUUUUACCCCAAGAGCCAUGUCGCUGUCUGUCAGUGCCGGCUUUGUAGAGCUCUCCAUAAAUCAUCAGCUCUUACCAUCAGCAGCCCAAGCACCCUGGGGCUGCCUCUGCUGCCUGCCCAGGCCUGGUGGGCUCAGUGCAGUGGGGUGAUUCUCAGGAGAGGGGCUGAGCCUCCCUGAAGUGCUGGGCACAGCACUGGGGCUGCUCCUGAGCCUCCUCCCUCCCUUCCUGCGGUGACCCAAUGACUCUGGCUGAGCAGGUGAAUCCCUGCCUGUCCCUCCCCGCCAUCCUCCCCUCUUGCACCUCCCCAGGACGCUGCCCUCUGCUCUGGCUUGCCCCUGACACCCAUCUGCUGGCUCUUCCAGAAGCGUUGCCUGAUCAGGGCUGCCUUCCUGUGCCUGUGUGAGCACGCCUCGAAAGCCAAGUCUAUUCCGAACCAAAGCCUGGCACGGGCUCCGAGACCCCUUGCCAGCUGGAAGCAGAAAUAGCGGCAUCCUUUGGUUAAAGACAACAAACCAAACAGGAUUUCUAGUUUGGCUUCCAAGCAGGAAAGCGUUUCGGGAAGAUAGUUAUAAAUAAGUGGUUUAACAUCUCCUGCCAGCAGACAUCACAGAGAAGAUAAUGUUCUUUUUUCGUAAAACUGUCAGUGACUCAAAUUUGGACUUUUCCUUCCCAGUUAACACGAGGCUGUUGAUGGGGGCUUCUUCUAAGUGCUUUGCCAGGCCAGAGCUGUUCUAGCACCAAUUACUGGAGUUUUAGGCUGGCUGUGAUAGCAUAUAAGGGUUCCAUUUUUACAGCUGAUCCGUAUAGAAAUGUAUCUGUGUGUGACCCCUGAUAAUCUAACCCAGUGCUGUGCAGAGAGUGGGCACUGUGAACCUCAAGACUCCAGUAUUUUUUUUUCUUCUGGCAAGGCCCAAACUUCCCUGACUUGAUGAGAACCUCCCAGGCAGGAAUUGGAAGCGUUUGAGGGUGACCAAAGUGCUCUGUUGGUCUGCAGUCGUGUUUGGCAGCUGGAGAACUCACGGCACAGCCCCAGCCCGCAGCUGCAUUCCUGCUGGAAAUGUCAUUUUGGCACUGGUAGCUCGCCCCUUCCCUCUUCUGAAGCUGCACGUGGCAGCAGAGAGCACGGCCUGGGGAGGCAGGGACGGCUCCUCUGGGGUCCCUCAGCAGGCAGGGAGGGCAGCACAUGGUCACUGAGAGCUCCCCUUCCGUGUCAGCACAGAGAACAUCCCUCGGACAGGAGAGGCCUGGGGCAGAGGUGGUCCCUCGCUGCCACCUGUUCUCCCAAGGACUGAUGAAGUUACCCUCACAGAACGUCUUGAAAACUUCCCAAACAUCACCCAGCGGAGCUGUGACACUCCAGACUGAGCUUUCCUGCUCUGCUUUGUGCACCCAUCUCAGCCGAAGCACAGUCCCCUCUGAGCUGUCCCGGUCCCUGCCAGCUCAGUGGCACUGGCAGGGCUCUGCUUUGUUUGCUGCAGGACAUCCCAGUGCGAGCAGACCCCAGGCUCGGUGUCCCCAGGCACAAGAUUGUCCCCAGCCUGUCCCUGCUAGCCCAUCCUACAGACACCAGGUGCACCCAUUUCUCAUCCUUGAUUUCUUCUGUGCGUGUCUCGGACUCCUUUCGGCCGUCCCUUGGGGAGGAUUCCAUCUCACCCCAGGAAAAGGGAUUCUCCCGGUGCAGGUCACCUCUGGGAGGAAGAGCCUCUGUUCUGCUGAGAACCUCUCUGUGACCUUCAGAACCCUGGGGCUGCUGCCCAGGGGCAGGGAGGAGAUCCCAGGGGAUGGAGGGGAGCUCUGCAGCACAGAGGGUGCUCUCCCAGCGGCCUUUCCUUGGGAAGGGAUUGUCAGGGAUGUGCUCCCCGCUCACGUUCUUGGUCCUGGGAGUGGUGGAGAGCUGGGCUGGGGCUCUCACAGCACAGUGUCAGGCCAGCCCCUACUCCAGGCCCUCUCCCCCAAAAUUUUACCCCUCCCUGGGGCCACACUUCAGCCCACCCCAUCAGACACCUUGUGUGGAUUUUGCAGACUGUAGGGAAACAUUUCCUUGACUCCUGUUGAUGUUGGGGAGGGCGGAUUGCUGGAAACAUAAACGCUCUAUUAAUAUUAAGGCAGGAAGAAAAAAAACAUCCAAGCAACUCACCAAUCCUCUCCAUAUCAAGCUAAACUACUUCUGAAGGUAGUUUUGGCAAGAGGCCACAGCACAGAUGAGACUGAUGGCUUCCAGGUAUAAAUAUUUACUGUUUGACCUUGUUAUUGUUCCAUCAGCCAAAGGUUUUUUCCUGUUUUUAUAUAUAUACAUGCGUGUGUGUGUAUAUUUAUGCUCAAAACCCCUUUUCAUCUAAACGUCAAACCUUUUUGUCUCUGAAAGAUAGAAUGGCCACUUUUAAUUAUUUCACUUCCCUCUCAUUCUCUUUGCUGAACCUUCUAGAGUGAGGUGAACCCUCUCUGCUGGGCUUUGGGAGGCUCGGGGAACAAAGGGAGCAAGGGAGAGGAGCCUCUCCCCACUCCAGGGGCUCAGUGCAGCCUUGGUGCGUGGAGCAAGGUCACUGCUGGCACUGCUGACCAAUAUCUUUGAGGAAAACUCAGUCCCCAGCCUCACAGCUGCUCCAACACUGCCCUUGUCCUGCUCUGGGCAUGGGGAUGUUCCUGAGACAGCUUUGUAACAGCUGAGUGCUACCAGCAAUUGGUCCUCACCCCAUUGCACAGCCAGGGAAUGUGGGGUGUGGGGUUCCCACCCUCACUCUGCUUCAGGAGGGAGCACAAACCCUGGUGGGACCCACCCUGGCUGUCCCUGGCCAGAGGAACACGCUGGCCUCUCCUGCCCAGCUCAGGGGAGUGCUGGCACUUGGCCUCUGCUGGCUGCUGGUCCAGGUGGGACGCAGGGAAUCCUGACGGUGUGAUCGCUGUGAGAGGUGUCACAGUGAUCACUGCAGGAGGUUUUACAGUGAUCACUGCAGGAGGUGUCACAGCCAUCACUGGGAGCUGUGCUUCUGUCCCUGUCUCAGCACAAGCAGGACCACACACAGAUGUUGGGUGGCCUGUGAGCAGCAGGGCCACGGUCAGCAGCCCCUGGCAGGGGCACCCAGCUCCCUCAGCACCACCCCUGUCUCUCCCCUGCUUAGAACCAUUCAGGCAGUGAACCUCUGUUCCCUCCCCUGCUGCUGGAGAGGGGCUGUGGCAGGCAGCAGUGAGGGUCUGCUGGUGUCCCAGCUGGAGGAUGAACAUCACCAGUUCUUGUCCCGGGUCUGUGCCUGCCUCCCAGAACAGGAAUCUGUGCUGCUCUACACAGUCUUGGGUUUGGGGUGGUCCCAGGACUGGGCCUAUCACCCUUCACCAUGUGGGGGGUGAUGCCUUUGCUUGUGAAGCUCUAGGACAGAACAUGUUCUGGCUAUUCUGUUGUGUUCCUCACUGCCCUGUCCCUCCCUGCCCUGUUCCUCACAGUCCUGAUCCUCCCUGUCCCGUUCCACACUGUCCUGUUCUUCCCUGUCCUAUUCCUCAGUCCUAUUUCUCCUUGUCCUGUCCCUCCCUGUCCUGUUCUUCCAUGUCCUGUUCCUCAUUCCUAUUUCUCCUUGUCCCAUUCCUCCCUGUCCCAUUCCUCACUGCCCUGUCCCUCCCUGCCCUGUUCCUCAGUCCUGUCCCGCCCUGUCCCAUUCCCCACUAUCCCGUUCCACACUGUCCUGUUCUUCCCUGUCCUGUUCUUCCAUGUCCUGUUCCUCAGUCCUAUUUCUCCUUGUCCUGUUCCUCCCUGUCCCAUUCCUCAUUGUCCUGUUCCUCCCUGUCCUGUUCCAUUCUGUCCUGUCCCUCCUUGCCCUGUUCCUCAGUCCUGUCCCUCCCUGUCCCAUUCCUCACUGUCCUGUUCCACACUGUCCUGUUCUUCCCUGUCCUGUUCCUCAGUCCCGUUCCUCAGUCCUAUUUCUCCUUGUCCUGUCCCUCCCUGUCCCAUUCCUCACUGUCCUGUCCCUCCCUGUCCCAUUCCUCACUGUCCUAUUUCUCACUGUCCUGUCCCUCAGUCCUGUCCCUCCCUGUCCUGUUCCUCAGUCCCAUUCCUCAGUCCUAUUUCUCCUUGUCCUGUCCCUCCCUGUCCCAUUCCUCACUGUCCUGUUCCUCCCUGUCCUGUUCCAUUCUGUCCUGUCCCUCCUUGCCCUGUUCCUCAGUCCUGUCCCUCCCUGUCCCAUUCCUCACUGUCCUGUUCCACACUGUCCUGUUCUGUUCUUCCCUGUCCUGUUCCUCAGUCCCGUUCCUCAGUCCUAUUUCUCCUUGUCCUGUCCCUCCCUGUCCCAUUCCUCACUGUCCUAUUUCUCACUGUCCUGUUCCUCAGUCCUGUCCCUCCCUGUCCCGUUCCUCAGUCCCAUUCCUCAGUCCUAUUUCUCCUUGUCCUGUCCCUCCCUGUCCCAUUCCUCCCUGUCCUGUUCCUCCCUGCCCUGUUCCUCAGUCCCAUUCCUCCCUGUCCCGUUCCUCCCUGUCCCGUUCCCCACCAGAGCAGAUCUCCCUGUACACAACCUCAGCAGUCCCAUCAGCCGGGAGAGGGAAGCCUGGUUUCACGUUUGCUGCUCGAGGCGGGUUUCACGUUUGCUCCCGCAGUCUUUGAAGGCUCUUGGCUCUUCUCCUCAGCGCUGCUGGCAGGCCCUGUCAGCUUGGUGAGACCGCAGGCUGGUGCUGCUCUGUGAGCUGCACUCUGCCUCCCCUCAGAAGUCUGUCACUGCCUCCUGUCCUUCCGCAAGGCCCCCGGCAAACGUAACAGCAGUCAUACGUGGAAUGAUCGGAUUUCUGCAACCACAGAAAGUAGGGGCAGGGCUGGGAAACCUGAGUUGCCUUGGCCAGGGAGGGAAGGGUUCCUCUCUGCUGUCACCAGGGAGUUUCUCAGCCCCUCCCCAAUCCAGCCAGGUGUCCCCGAGCAUCCCUUCACCAACGGGAUUGUCACUGUCAGCCCACCUGGGGACAGCUGAGGGCAAAUGUCCUCCCUGGAGGUGAGGGCACCAGCCGCUCGUUCAGGCACAGAGUGGCACCAGCAGCGUGCCAGGGCAGCCCAUCCUGAGGAAGAGCACAGCCAGCACAUCACAGAACGCCACCAUUGUCACUGCCCCGGGUGCUGUCUGUGCCCCAGGACAUCCUCGGCUUUGUUUUCCAUCUCCUGAGACUCUCUUUACACCACUCUGAGAAAGGAUCUAGCUGGCAGCAGUUUAAUGCAUGACAAUCCUGUUAUACAGCUGUAAAUAAGUAACAACUAGGGGGAAAAAAAAUGCAUUUUUAAAUUUUUUUGUUGACAUUAUUUUCACUAUUGACUAGCUGGUAGCCACUUUCUUAAGGGAUUUCUCAUGGAAACUGUGACCUUUAUUCUCUGUAUUUCUCUCUCUUUCUUUCUGAGAUUUUCUUUUCCCAUGUUUCAAAUGCUUUUUGGUGUAAUGUUCAAUGCCUGUUUGUAUUUUCGAAUUGUAUUUUUCGAACUUUGCUGGAAAAAAAAAAAAAAAAAAAAGGGAAAAAAAGGCCCAUUCUGAUUGGCAGGAUUUUUAGUCCUGCCUUUUUUUUCAGCUUUUAGCUUUUUCAGUAAGUUAAAGCAACAGAAAAAUGCCUCAAAAAAAAAAAAAUCACAGUGAAGUUCUGAGGAGAGAUUAGAAAACAUCAGAAACGAGAAGUACAAUAGUAAGAUCAGCAAGCUGAGUGGAGGGGGAGGAGGACUCUUGUGGCACCUACCAACCUCCUGAUGUAGCACACGAGGUAGAGGGACUAGACCUCUUCACUGAAUUAAAUCACUCUGCUUUUCCACUCUACCCACUCUCUCGAACUCCAAUCAAAAC